AUGUCAAAACGAAAGAAAAAUGAUCCUACUCCUGAUAAGGAAGAAGAUGACGAGGACCAACCAGUACAAGAUAAACGUCGUCCAGAAAAACAACAACAGAAAGUUUAUGAUUUUCAUAAAAAAACAAUUGAAGUUUAUCCGGAACGUUUACGUGAAUUAAAUCGGCAGUUUCUCGCAUCUCUAUCCACGCAAAUAACCACCGAACCAUACAGUGUUCUUGUUGGCAAUUGUCUUGAUUAUGUUCGACAGUAUUUUAAUUAUGAAGAAGAUUUACUCAAAUAUUCACCAUGGCUUGCGUCAAGACUUAAACAAUCUCGUUCAGAUAUUACAAAAUCUUUAACAGAAACAAUUGAUAUCUAUGAAGCACUUGCACGCAAUGAUUUCGAUUGUAUUUUGGAUAAAACGAAUAUUGAAACAUCAUCAGCAGAUGAUUCUGUAGUGAACAAAACUAAUAGUUAUACACCACUAAGUACGCCACCAAUACAAAAUCGUCCAUCUGCUCCUCUUCCUGCUGUUUCAGCAGCAGUAACAACAUCAGCUGCAAGUUCACCACUGUCAUUGUUCAGUUUCACAAUGCCAGCAGCCACUACUACUCCAAGCGUUACUGAAUCAACACCAACAACUGGUUUUACUUUUAAGUUAGCGUCAUCAUCUGUAACACCAGAUAAAGCAACGAGCACCUCACCAUUUUCUUUUUCAUUACCAAAUACAGGAUUCGGAACGUCCACAUUCGGUUCAACAAAUUUUUCGGCGACGCCAACUACAGAAAAAACAGCAACAACUAGUUUAACAUCGAGAAUCAGUUUUGUUCCACCGAAAAGUUUAUUUGCACCUCCACCACCAGCAGCUAGUGCAGAAGCAACAGGCGAUGAUCCAGAGGAAUCAAGCGAACCACCUGAACCAGAAAAAGUUCAACAUGAAUCUGAUGCUAAAUUUACAUAUAGAUGUCGAAUGGGAGUGAAUAAAAGUGGUAAAUUAGUAAAACGUGGUCCUGUACAAGUUACAGUCAAAGAAAUUGGUGAAAAACGUCAAAUGAUUAUUCGAUCGGAUGAUACACUUGGUCGAUUAUUUUUGAAUAUCGUAUGGUCAAAAAACAUUGAAGUAAAAAAAAAUUCGACGAAAGAUCUCACAUUUGUCUGCCAACUCAAUCCGGGCAUGACAGAAAUCAAAGAAGGCGAGUUCGUUAUGAUACUGCUAAGAUUUGACAAUGAAACUGAACGCAAUGAAGCAUGUGAAAAUCUUGCCAAAGAACGAGCAUAA
Rotaria socialis is the source of this 1260-nucleotide messenger RNA. NCBI's taxonomy places the organism in Eukaryota, Metazoa, Rotifera, Eurotatoria, Philodinida, Philodinidae. The record is from the annotation of a GenBank genome assembly.